This is a messenger RNA of Phaedon cochleariae (mustard beetle), 850 nucleotides long. NCBI's taxonomy places the organism in Eukaryota, Metazoa, Arthropoda, Insecta, Coleoptera, Chrysomelidae. The record is from the annotation of a GenBank genome assembly.
AUGGCAUCCAAUAAGGCUCAAAUAUCAGAUCCCCAUAUUUUGAUAAAACCUUCUGAAAGACUCAGAAGAUAUAUAAAGAACCUCAAACAUGUUGAGAAUCCACCAAUGGGCAUAAGUAAUAUAGUUUUCAAAAAUAAAUCCAAGAAUACAACUGAAGUACAGCAUGAGAUAAAAUUUUUGCUAACAGACAAAGACAGAUAUUUCAUCAAAUCUCUCAAAAUAGACUACCCUAAUGAAAUCACAGAGCUGCCAUCAUAUACUGUGUCAACUGCUACUGCUACUGAUACAAAUAGUCUGCUGAGUUUACAUGACCUUCAUUGGCUUUAUCAGUAUAUCAGAAGAGAGAAUGAGAAACAUAGUGACAAAAUCUACCUUCAUGAAAUAAUUAGUGGUUCAGAAAUAGUCCUACCCAAGAAUAAAGAGGUACCUAGAAAUGCUGAGUUAGAUGAAAGGUGCAAGAAGCUGAAAGCUCAGCAGGAUAAUAGAGAUUAUUAUAAAAUGACCAAAAAUGUUGAUAAUACAAAAAGGAGGUUGCCUGAAGAUACAAUAGCUUAUCAGUUGAAGCAGAUGAAUAGGCAUUUGAUAGCAGUUUUCCAGUUCAUUCUCUCAGUAGCAGCAGGUUUUGCAUUUGGUUUCAUAGGUAUAGAGUUGGUUAGUGGAAAUCUAGAUUUUGGAUUUAGACUUCUACUUGGCAUCAUGUGUGCUUUAAUUAUAGCUCUAGCAGAAUUGUAUUUCCUAGCAAAGAGACUGAAUGAAGAUUUACAAUUUGAAUCUGAUUUGGAAAAUAAGUCCAAAAAAAACAAGAUAGACUAGUUUCAUAAACUAUCCAACAUUGGAAUUUUUGUCAUGA